AUGAUCGGGGCUAUGCCAGCAGUAGCCGUUCGGCAUGAGCGGCGCCGGGGGGAGAAGCGAGGCGGGGGGCGGCGCCCCUCGCAGCUUCCUCUGCAGCUGGGCAGGAUGGCAGACCCAUCCAGCCCUGCGUCGGACACCUUCAGCCACAAGUUGUACUUCUGUAGGAAGACCGUUUUCCUUCACGCAGUAGUGGGAUCUCUUCUUCUGGGCAUAGUGAUCUUGGUGGUAGGACUAGUCCAGUUGUCGCCCGGGGCAGAGGCUGCACAGCAUCGGUAUUUCCUUAUGGGAUCGGGUGGCUUACUUUUUGGUGCUGGAUUGUUGGGAGCCAUAUUAAGGUGCGUCUGCACACACUGUCACAACCAGAGAUACGAAGCUGAGUACCAUUCGCCGCGUCGCAUUGAAAUUGGGGAUAACAGAACGUAUCAUGAGAAGCACGGGGGAGUUUGCGUGGUUGAGACUCCGCAAUGCCGACCCAAAUUGAAGACCCAAGCGAGUGUGGGGCAAGUGGAUCUUAUCAAGCAACCCUCAGCCGGCAGCGACACUUAA
This is a messenger RNA of Pieris macdunnoughi, 546 nucleotides long. NCBI's taxonomy places the organism in Eukaryota, Metazoa, Arthropoda, Insecta, Lepidoptera, Pieridae. The record is from the annotation of a GenBank genome assembly.